This is a messenger RNA of Neolamprologus brichardi, 987 nucleotides long. The record is from RefSeq and is a predicted model, not a curated record. Lineage: Eukaryota; Metazoa; Chordata; Actinopteri; Cichliformes; Cichlidae.
AUGCAAGUAUGGGACACGGCAGGUCAGGAAAGAUUUCGUACGAUCACCCAGAGCUACUACCGCAGCGCUCACGGCGCGGUGAUUGCCUAUGACAUCACACGGCGUUCAACUUUUGACUCAGUGAAGCACUGGAUAGAAGAGGUGGAGCUAUAUGGAGCAGCCAAUGUGGUUCUCGUCCUCAUAGGUAAUAAAUGUGACCUGGAGCAGGAACGAGAGGUUCAGUUUCAAGAAGCCUGCAAUCUGGCAAAACAAAAAGGCAUCUUGGCUGCACUAGAAACAUCUGCAAAGGAUAGUCAGCAUGUGGACGAAGCCUUCAUGCUGAUGGCCAGAGAGCUGCUGUCUCGUAACGGCCUUAACGUGCAGCCCGAAGACUUCGAGAGCAAGGACACGCCUCGAGUUCUGCUGCGAGCCAACUCUCGGCCAAUCAACGGCACCAUAAGUGCCAACACACACACACCAGAAAAAAAAUCGUGUUGCUGAUACAAAUGCAGACAGGACAAGAAAAGGGACCGACGUUGGAUGUUGGCAGCAAGAGAAAGAUGGAGCUGAAGAACUGAAGGAGAUACAUCACUGUGGGAAUAAGGGCGAGCACAGGCUCAAGAACAUUCAACAAUAUAUGCAUCGAGGGGAUUCAGGCAAUUAUCAGAAAAUAAUUGCGUUAAAAAAACAAGCAAGAAAACAACCAGUGUACUUUUUUUGUGACUUACCUGACCUGAAAAAUAGUUGACCAGUCUUUUCAUUUAGAGAAUAACAGAGUGGUGAUGGGAGUAAUCAGUGUUGUGGGAAAGUUCCAGUAAACUUUUCUCAUUCAUGUCAAGCAUUACUUGGACUGCUUUUGUCUCCUAUUUAAUGCCCUUUUAUUUCCACAAGAUGUCAUGAGGCUACUUAAAAUGAAUCCAGCAAUUCAUUUAUAAACUGAAGAGCUAUUAUGGCUGUUUUUACAAGUUACAAUCACACCAACAAAUGUGCAAUCAGUUAAACACAAAA